Molecule: messenger RNA, 705 nt
Organism: Fraxinus pennsylvanica
Lineage: Eukaryota; Viridiplantae; Streptophyta; Magnoliopsida; Lamiales; Oleaceae
Source: the annotation of a GenBank genome assembly
AUGGACAGCAAUACAUCUAUAAAGAAGAAAGCAUUAAAACCUAAGGGAUGUGAAGGUGACAAUAGGAAGAAGACUGUGGCCAAGGAUCAUACAGCUCGUGACAAUGAUGAAGCAAUUAAAACGACCGAAGAAGAAAUAGAUAAAGCUUAUAAUACUGUAAUUCGUGUCUUUGCAACUGCUAAGGGGUCUUGCCAUAGAGAGUACAAGUUAUCGACCGUAUUAUUCAAAAUUAGAGGCCAAUCAAGAAGGAUGACAAGGCGCUGCACACGUAAAAAUAUGCACAAAAACACGAAGGGAAUUGUCUCAACAAUUGGAACUAUCCCGAUAGAGCUUGCCAGUGACAUUAUGGCUCGAGUAGCAGCGAAUUCAUUAACCGAUAUAGCUAACGUUAAGUUAAGGUUUGAGCGAGAGUCUGGAUGCCGAGGCUUGGUUGAGAGAGAAAAUGCAGCAUCAGGAUCCACUUCCGAAAUAUGCAAACCCAGUUCUUUUGUCUGCGGACAUAAGGAAAAAAAAACUGAAGUUCUUUGCAGGUCUUGUAGGCCGACAAUGACAAAACCAAUGCCAGUGAAGCCAACUACUCCCGAAACACCCUCGCUAGCAUCCUCUCAAGGAGAUGGUUCACAAUCUCAAGGUGCAGAGAACCCGAAUUCAAAUCCCAACCGGAACUCUGGUGCAACUGAGACUACUGGAACAGAAAACCGAUAA